GACGGAAGUCUUUUGGCGUGGUUUUGGCGCGUAUGUUGUGCGGCGAACAAAAAAUGUUAUUUUUAUAAAUAAACUUUAAUAAACACGUGUUUUGAGAACAGUAAGCAUAUUCUUAAACCAUGGGUGACCUGCAAAAGAUACGAUCGGAGGUCAACAAUGCAUUCAAGCUUAGCGGCUUUACAAUACGUCGCGAAGCCAGCACCUUUGUGACCGAACAGGUUUCCUCUCUAACGCCGCGCGAAAGAACUAAAAUGAUCGACAAGUUAACCGCCCAUUUAAUGCACCAGUGUAUAUCCCAGCCUAUUUUAGAGAAAGAACAUCUAGAAACCGCUUAUAGGGAGUGUUCUACUGCCGGCCUUGAAGAAACCGAAUCAGUACUAAGUGUGAUCGAUGCUUUUAGCAUUCCUAAACUGGUAUAUGAUAAUGAAAGGAAGAAGUUCAGUAAAAGCGUGAGUACCGACCGCCACUUGUACCCAGAGCCUAAAUGGAAAGCCCAGUACUUGAUAGAUAGAUAUACUAUUAUUUGGCAAAGGACUGUUAGAAACAAGUUGUUUGCACAAGAAGUACUGCCAUCUAUGGAGCAAGAGAAACGAUUUCAGUUGAGAAAAAUUGAGGUUCUACUUAGUUCUUCAAGCAGAGUUGAUGAGGUUAUAGUGUUAGGUUUGUUAACUCAGUUAACUGAAGGCAAGUUCCACUUAGAAGAUCCAACUGGGAGUGUAGAGUUAGAUAUGAAGGAAACUAGGUACCAUUCAGGACUGUUUACGGAAAGCAGCUUUGUUCUAGCAGAAGGAUUCUUUGAAGACAAGGUAUUCCAUGUCAUGGGUCUAGUUCUACCACCUUCUGAGAGCAGGCCAACAUCAUUGAACUAUUUCGGAAACUUGAACACUUUUGGAGGAAAAUCGAAGAAUUUAUUAAAGAAUUCACAAAAUUUACUGAAAGUGGAGCAGGAGAAUGAAGAUGGAAUGAUUAUUUUCUUAUCUGAUGUUUGGCUUGACAAUCUCAAAGUGAUGGGGAAGCUAAAAACAUUGUUUACUGGUUAUAAUGAGUUCCCACCUAUCGCCAUUGUGUUUAUGGGAGAGUUUUUAUCGUGCCCAUAUGGAUACGAACAUAGUACACAGCUCAAAGCAGCCUUAAUCAAUUUGGCGGACAUGCUAAUUCCAUUCACAAAGCUAAGGGAACUCUGUAAGUUUAUCUUUGUCCCCGGCCGAGGAGAUCCCGCUGCACCUAACAUCCUGCCUAGACCGCCAAUCCCAAACUCUGUUACUAAAGAAAUAAGAGACAAAUUGGGAGAUUCAGUAAUUUUCACUUCAAACCCCUGCAGAAUACAAUACUGCACACAAGAAAUAAUCUUAAUAAGACAGGAUUUGGUCACCAAAAUGUGUAGGAACUCGAUACAUUUUCCCGAAACCGGUGAUAUACCAGACCACUUGACGAAAACAUUGCUGAGUCAGUGCACUCUAUCUCCGUUGUCUUUAGGAAUACAACCAGUUUACUGGAGGCAUGUGGAUGCUUUAAGCUUAUACCCGAUGCCAGACCUGGUCGUGGUGGCGGACCAUUUCCAGCCUUAUACGAGGGCAUACCAAGACUGCCAGAUUAUCAAUCCAGGAUCAUUCCCUAGGACAGAGUUUUCAUUUAAAGUUUACGUACCAGCAUCAAAGACAGUGGAAGAUUCACAAAUACCCAAAGAAGACGGUUGAUGAUGAACAAUGAUUUCUUUUGGGAACAAUAACAAAUCUAUACAGGAAAUUAAGAAGGUUUAAACUAAAUAAGGUUUUCAAUUUCACUUAAAUUAUUAUAGCCUCUUAUUGCUAAAAGCAGUUGAAUAGAAUGAUGUACAUGAUUUACUAAUUAACUCGGACGGUUUGUGACAAGUUAUUGUGGCUGAUUAUGAUGUUGUUAAAGGUCUACCUUACUAAAUCUACUAGCAAACACCAAAACCACACAACCUUACAAACCAUCUCAGUUAAAUGGUAGGGCUACUUUUUUAUAUUUAUUUUAUAAGCCAUACAUCUUCUAAUGAUUGUUAUUGAGGAAAAUUGGAAAAAUAAUACAAUUUAUGCAUUUUAAUUUUUGUUUAAUAUUGUAUAAACAAAUAUUUACAUCAAAUAUCUUUCAAAAAAUCUAUUGUACAGUGUUGGAGCAUAAAAUCACUAUGAAAAUGACUAAUAGAAACAUUGGCCACUUACACAAAAUGGCAGUGUCAGAUUUUGUAUUUCAUAUAGAAAAAUAAUCCUCCUUGUAUAUUGAGAGCAUUAAAUAACAUUUAAAUCGGAAGAAAGAAGGGAUUCUAGGUUAGUACAUGUAUAGUCGCCAUCAGAUAUAUCGGAGCAGGCAGCGUGCUCACAAAUAUCUGAACACGCCUCUAUUGUCAGACAUUAGUGUGUGUUCAGAUAUUUUUGAGCACCUCGGCCGCUCCGAUAUAUAUGAUGGCGACUGUACGUACGUACGUACGUAAAAUAAGGAAGAUAAUUAGUGAGAAAGAAAGAAAUUAAAGUAAAGAAAUGAUAGAAUAAUCUUUGAUUUGUAUAGAUUACCAAUUGAUUAUGGCAGUUUAAUUACGAAAGUGACCUUUAAUUAAUAUUACUUCAUGUGUUACUUAUUCACUAUAAGAUUCAAAUUGCACCAUACUUAUAAAUAAAUAUUCAUUCAUAAUAAAUAAAUAUUCAUUCAAAUAUUCAUUCAUAAUAAAUAAAUAUUCAUUCAAAUAUUCAUUCAUAUUA
Cydia strobilella is the source of this 2720-nucleotide messenger RNA. It is a transcript of the gene DNApol-epsilon58, whose product is annotated as DNA polymerase epsilon subunit 2. Gene Ontology annotation, cellular component: epsilon DNA polymerase complex. The coding region runs from base 120 to 1697 and encodes 525 amino acids. The record is from RefSeq and is a predicted model, not a curated record. Gene Ontology annotation, molecular function: DNA binding. Gene Ontology annotation, biological process: DNA-templated DNA replication; error-prone translesion synthesis. The transcript has a single exon. Lineage: Eukaryota; Metazoa; Arthropoda; Insecta; Lepidoptera; Tortricidae.